AUGUCGAUAGUGACAGGAGUCGCAGGCUCCAGCAGUCAGGGUGCCAUCAAUGAACAAACCGACAUGGCUAAUCCUUUAGCAGACUUGGCUGGGAUUCUUUGCCAUCAGGCUCGAGGGCCGGGUGAUGAGUUGCCGACCCCACAAACGGUUUUGAGGUCGGGUGGUCGUGAUGGAUUUGAGGAGUACUAUUUUGAGGGUGCAGAUGCACAGACAACCUUUCGGUUGCCACAGACCCCGCACACGCCACGGCCACCGAACACGCCACCGACGCCGCAUGGCUCCACUUCUAGAGGUGUUACGGGCGGCCACGACUCGAAUGCGAGUGAUUUUCAGGAGUCUUCGUUGCCCCUCAUCAGCCGAAAAGGGAAAAAGUUUGGGUCUAGGAAAAUCCACAGCACGUGUAUUAGUCUCUAUUGGGAGAAUAUGGAUCAUCUAUGGCCCCGAUUUAGUGAUAUUCCCUAUGAGGCUCUUUUGCAGAUGUGGAAUUCACUAAAGAAUAGUAACAUAUUUGAUGCCUUCAAGUGUGUCCUCAAGGAUAGAUACAGGGAUCGGAUGAAGCAUAUCAGGAUUAAAUCUAGGGAAAUGGCACGAAAUGAUGGGAAACCCGACCCCCUAGAUAAGUGGAGAAAGAAUUCAAAAAUUGCUCUGCAGAACCGCAAAGUCGCAGAUGCCAAUGGGUCGACAGCUAGGCACACCGCGGGUAGUAUAGGAUUUGACGAGCACCGUAACAACUUAGAAAAGAUUAUGGGUAAACCACCCACACAAUUUGAUUGCUCACUAACUGCCAAAGAAGCACAAGAGUCGUAUCUACAGGAGAUGGUCAAAAAACACGAAGAAGACUCUUCAAACCAUAAAGAUGAUGCGAGGGUAUGGGAGGAAAUUCAACUUAGGAGAAAAAGGAAAGAAGAAGGGUGA
Molecule: messenger RNA, 915 nt
Organism: Lactuca virosa
Lineage: Eukaryota; Viridiplantae; Streptophyta; Magnoliopsida; Asterales; Asteraceae
Source: the annotation of a GenBank genome assembly